AUGGUUGGGAAGCUGGAUGGGAAGACGGCUGUGGAGAAUACUACCUCACCCGAUUCUGCUGUAGGGACGUCGUCUGCCCACUCUCCUGGCAUGUCACCAUCGACUUCAGCGUCGGGUGUUAGUGGUGUUCCCCACGCGCCACCAAUUCCCUAUUGGUUCAACCGGGAGGUGAAGGACAAACUGAAGAUGUACGGCACUCAGCCGCAGGGUCCAACCUCGUCUUCAGCUUUCGUAUCUUCCAAUCAUUUCUAUCCCGUUAUGUCAGUACCUCCGCCAAUGACUCAAGACGAACUGAAACAGCAGCUGAGGAGUCAACUGGAAUAUUAUUUUUCAAGAGAAAAUCUCAUCUCGGACCGCUUUUUGAAAAUUCAAAUGGACGCGGACCAGUUUGUGUCUAUUCAUGUUGUUGCUGGCUUCCCCAAAGUUCGGCGGCUGACUAACGAUGUUGAUCUGAUUGUGGAAGCUCUGAGAGAUUCCACCGUAGUUGAAAUGGACGAAAAUUGUGAGAAAGUUCGCCCUAUCACCAAAAGAACAACUAUAAUCAUCAGGGAAAUUCCAGAAGAAUAUCGAGAGGAAGUAGUGAAAUUGCUUGAAGAUGGUCCACCAUUUACUGAGCUGAAAUAUGGCUUGAAUGAUAGCUGGUAUGUGACAUAUGACAACGAAUUGGAUACUCAAGUAGCAUAUGUAUCCGUACAGCAUCGCAAAAACGAAGUCACACAGAGACCAGUUUGUGCUCGAAUAAAGGCCGGUGGGCCACCAACAGUGGCACCAUCAAUUGAGGUAUCAAAUGGUGAGAAAAAUCGGUUGGCGGCGUUGAGUAAUGGUGAGAAUGGGAUGUUUCAACUGCGAGAGCUGGGACACACACUUGCUCAUUAUGGGUUUGUACCUAUAGCUUCUUACCGACCAGGAGAACCGAUUUUGAGCCCCUUCGAAUACAAGACGCCGACGUUCAGCAUCUCAAGCAACAGUUUGAGCUACCAUCCUCCUGGACCGACUGCACCGCCGCCUCUCCUCCAGUCUCCACCUCAACAACAGUUUUUCUAUCCAUCGAGUUUGUCAACUCAAAGAAAUUUCGAUGAGGUGUCCACGGCUUCUUCCACUUCUACCCGUACCACUGCUUCGAAUUAUAACAAUCGAACUGGUAGCAGGAACGGUGUGGGUGGUGGCAGUCAAACUAACCAAUUCUACGAGUCGCGUAGCAGCUUCUCGAAUUCAAAUGAAUUUCGUGGUCGUGGUGGUAGUGGUGGUCGAUUCCAGGGCAAUCAGAGCGAAAGCAAUGGACGACAAACUAAUGGUCGUGGAAACUGGAGAGGUGGUCAACGCAAUGCCGUAGUCACCAAUGGUUACAAUCAUCAGAACAAUCGUCAGAAUGGGCAACAAAACAGUUGGAGAAAUGAACAGAAUCCGCAAAAGAGCACAUGGAAGCCGGAUCAGAACGGACAACAACAAAACUGGAGAAAAGGUCAGAACGGCCAACAAAGUAACUGGAGAAGUGAACAAAAUGGCCAUUCAUCGAACCAAUGGUGGUUGAACAACGACAGGGAAAACCAAAACCAUCGUUUUGAUAGUAACAACAGAUAUAAUAACCGCCCGAAACCACAUGUGUCGUCUUCUUCUUCUUCUAGUGUUAGUUCUAAACAUUUCUCACUGGAUGCUGUUGAAACCCCAAACAAUUCGGAACUCAGUACGCCACCGCCUACAUCAAAACAUAGCCAACAAUACAGUGUACCGACACCAUCUGAUUUGCCGGCUCCUCCAGUGUGGCCAGCCCCUAACUUUGAUAGAAGAAGAAAGAGCUCGGAGGCAUCAUCUACAACCAUCACUACGAAUACAACGACGAACACGUUGACGCCAUCCACUCCGGUCACUUCAAUUGAUCAGUUUCCCACGUUCUCAGAUGUUCAAGAGACAACUAGUAGCGAACAAUUGAAGACAGUGAAUAUUGAAAAUGGAACGAAUCACUCAAAUACAAAAGUCGAGACAAAAUCAUUUGUGACUGAAAAAGAAAAAGUGCGUUCUCCGCCUAUUGUUCCUGUCCCCGUACCACCAACACCAAUUGCUGCUCCAUCCUUUGCAUUUGAAGAGACAGCGUUUCCUUCUUUGCCGAAGAAAGUUGAACCAGUCAAACCACCACAGAAGCCAACAUUCAGUUCCGUUGCUGCUGGUCGGCGAAACUUAGUCAAACAAAUGGUCCCGGAGAAGAAGACCACCUACGCUGAAAAGUUGAAGCAACGGGAGGCUCUUCUUCGUAAAUAA
Molecule: messenger RNA, 2256 nt
Organism: Caenorhabditis remanei
Lineage: Eukaryota; Metazoa; Nematoda; Chromadorea; Rhabditida; Rhabditidae
Exons: 8
Coding region: 1-2256 (751 amino acids)
Biological process (GO): positive regulation of translation
Cellular component (GO): cytoplasmic stress granule; cytosol
Molecular function (GO): mRNA 3'-UTR binding
Source: RefSeq, a predicted model, not a curated record